Molecule: messenger RNA, 1201 nt
Organism: Salvia miltiorrhiza (redroot sage)
Lineage: Eukaryota; Viridiplantae; Streptophyta; Magnoliopsida; Lamiales; Lamiaceae
Product: probable glucuronosyltransferase Os02g0520750
Biological process (GO): glucuronoxylan biosynthetic process; plant-type secondary cell wall biogenesis
Molecular function (GO): glucuronoxylan glucuronosyltransferase activity; 1,4-beta-D-xylan synthase activity
Source: RefSeq, a predicted model, not a curated record
ACAAUUUUUAGGAACGGAGGAAGUACUAUUUAUGUUACUAACUUACUAUUUAUAGGUAGUGCUGGUGAUGUCCUAGAAGAUGAUCCUGUGGGAAGGUUAAAAGUGUUCGUUUAUGAGCUUCCAAGCAAAUACAACAAGAAGAUUGUGCACAAGGACCCUAGAUGCCUCAAGCAUAUGUUUGCAGCAGAGAUUUACAUGCAUCGUUUCCUUUUGUCAAGCGCUGUUCGCACUCUCAAUCCCGAUGAAGCCGACUGGUUCUACACGCCCGUCUACACCACCUGCGACCUCACCCGAGACGGCCUCCCGUUGCCGUUCAAGUCGCCGCGUAUGAUGAGGAGCGCCGUUCAGCUCAUCUCCUCCUACUGGCCUUACUGGAAUAGAACUCAAGGGGCCGAUCACUUCUUCAUCGUUCCGCACGACUUUGGUGCGUGCUUUCACUAUCAGGAAGAAAAAGCUAUUGAGAGAGGGAUUCAUCCAUUGCUGGAGCGUGCUACCUUGGUUCAAACAUUUGGCCAGCGGAAUCACGUGUGCCAAAGAGAGGGCUCCAUCACCAUCCCACCCUAUGCUCCUCCACAAGAAAUGCAGAUACAUAUAAUUCCUCCGAGCACUCCUCGCGCCAUCUUCGUUUACUUCCGCGGUUUGUUUUAUGAUGUCGGGAAUGACCCCGAAGGGGGCUACUAUGCAAGAGGGGCGCGUGCAUCGGUGUGGGAGAACUUCAAGAACAACCCGUUGUUCGACAUCUCGACGGAGCACACGGCGACUUACUACGAAGAUAUGCAGAGAGCCGUGUUCUGCCUGUGCCCGCUGGGGUGGGCUCCGUGGAGCCCCCGCCUCGUGGAGGCGGUGAUGUUCGGGUGCAUCCCGGUGAUCAUAGCGGACGACAUCGUGUUGCCGUUUGCGGACGCGAUCCCGUGGGAGGAGAUAGGCGUGUUCGUGGACGAGGGAGACGUGCCGAAGCUGGACAGCAUCCUCACCUCCAUCCCGAUUGAUGAUGUGCUGAGGAAGCAGAGGCUGUUGGCCAACCCCUCCAUGAAACAGGCCAUGCUGUUCCCGCAGCCUGCUCAGCCGGGCGACGCCUUCCAUCAGAUCUUGAACGGCCUUGCUCGAAAGCUGCCCCACCCCAACGCCGCCUUCUUGAAGCCAGGCCAGGCAUUCUUGAACUGGGACGCCGGCCCCGUCGCCGACCUCAAACCGUGGUAGC